UUGAGUCGAUUAGUACUGACCAUAAUUGUAACCACAUCACUAUCCGAAUUCCGUGAUUUUCAUGUACAAUGGCAUUUAUAACGGCUUACUGGGGCCUGGACGGCAUAAUAAUUCUGAUGACUUUUAUUAUAACUGUCCAUCUUUACAUGACACAUAAAUUCAAUUACUGGAAAAAGCGAAACGUUUUGCAUGCGCUACCGAUAUCAAUUUUGGGCAAUUUUAAGGAUAGCCUAUUACUAAAGAGAUCUCCUGGCUAUCUUCUGAAAGAUUUUUAUGAUCAAGGGAAAGGAAUGCCUUAUAUUGGUUUCUACAUAUUAGACAAACCAUCCUUGUUGAUUCGCGAUCGGGAACUUAUUACAAAUGUUUUAAUAAAAGACUUCGAUUACUUCAUUGAUCGAUACUCCACACCUAACAUGACUGAUCGUCUGGCUUAUUCCAGUCUCUUCUUUAUCAAAAAUCCAGCCUGGAAGAUCUUAAGAACGAAGUUGUCACCAACCUUCACCUCCAGCAAACUGAAAAAAAUGUUCGAGCUGAUGUUAGUUUGCGGUGACAAUCUAGAUACGUAUCUCGAAUCGUUAAAAUUGGAAGAUAAAGACAUUGAACUGAACAUAAAAGACUUAUCUUCCAAAUUCUUUAUGGACAUAGUUGGUACUACUGCGUAUGGACUUAAUGUGAACUCGUUAAAUAAUCCAGAUAACGAGUUUCCAAAAUAUGGCAAACAAAUUUUUAAAAUCAGCAUUUUACACGCUUACGAGUUUCUCGUGAUAUUGUUUUUACCAAAUUUAGUUCAUUUUAUCAAUGCAAAAAUAUUUGAUAAGCAAGUUACUGCCUUCUUACGUAAUGUGUUUUGGCAAACAAUCACUCAGCGCAUAAAGUCUGGUAAGAAGAGAAAUGAUCUCAUAGAUAUUCUUAUUGAAUUAAAAGGUACUUACAGAGAUCAGGAUAGUAGGACACUUGAUGGGGACGAUCUACUAGCACAGGCAGCUGUUUUCUUUGUAGCUAGUUAUGAAACCUCUUCAACAACAAUGGCUUUUACUUUAUAUGAACUCGCGAGACAUCCAGAAGUACAAAACAGGCUUAGAAAAGAAAUUCUUAAUGCGCUCGAUGGAACCGAUGGCAAAAUUACGUACAACAUGGUUAUGUCGCUACCAUAUCUCGACAUGGUAGUAUCUGAAAUUUUGAGAAUGUACCCGCCGUUACCAUUUUUAAAUCGUGUAACGAAGGAAACUUACAAGGUACCUAAUUCCGAUUUAGUUCUCGAGAAGGGUACACCAAUUUUUAUUUCGUUACUUGGUGUGCACUACGAUCCAGAAUACUAUCCUACUCCAGAUAAAUUUGAUCCGGAACGAUUCACCGAGGAGAACAAACGUAAUAGACCAACACGUGUCUAUCUUCCGUUUGGAGACGGACCACGUAUAUGUAUAGGUUCUCGUAUGGGACUUUUACAAUCAAAACUGGGAAUUAUUGUAAUUUUGAGGAAAUACGAGGUAGUACCAUGCAAAAAAACCCUAAUACCAAUGGACAGCUGCAAAAUGGCACUGAUAACGACUUAUUGGGGCUUGGAUGGCAUGAUCAUUCUUAUGACCCUCAUAAUAACUGCCUACCUUUACAUGACACGCAAAUUCAAGUAUUGGAAGAAACGAGGCAUUUUAGAAGUAACACCAAUGCCUUUCUUUGGCAAUUUUAAGGAGUGUCUAUUUCAGAAGAAAGCUCCGGCAUAUUUCCUAAAGGAUAUCUACGAUAAAAUGAAGGAUCUACCCUAUGUGGGCUUCUACGUGUUGGACAAACCCUUCCUGCUGGUUCGCGAUCGAGAACUCGUCAAGAAUAUUUUAGUGAAAGAUUUCAAUUACUUCUCUGAUCGGUACAAUACGGCCGAUCCGAUCGAUCGCAUAGGUUAUGCAAAUCUCUUUUUUAUAAGGAAUCCAGCCUGGAAAGUAGUAAGAACAAAACUUACGCCAUUCUUCACAUCUGGCAAAAUAAAAAAAAUGUUCGAUUUGAUUUUAAUAUGUGUGAAGAAUUUAGAUGAAUACCUCGAUGCAUUAGAAUUGGAAGGUAAUGGGAAGACGAUAGAAGUAAAAGAGUUAACCGCCAAAUUUGCUACGGAUAUAAUCGGAAGCACCGCUUACGGACUUGAUGUAAAUUCGUUCAAAAAUCCAAAUGCGGAGUUCCGCAAAUACGGCAAGAUGAUAUUUAAUUAUGAUACAUACCGCAGCUUUGAGAUGCUCGCAAUAUUUUUCCUUCCAACUAUAGUCCGUUUGACACGAAUAAAGAUAUUCGGCAAAGAGCCCACUGAUUUUAUGCGUAAAGUUUUUUGGGAGACACUAACUCAACGUAUGAAAUCUGGUUUGAAGAGGAACGAUCUCAUUGAUAUUCUUCUCGAACUAAAAAAUAAUAAUAAUGAUCUUAAAGAUUUCACAUUCGAUGGUGAUGAUCUUUUGGCACAAGCAGCCAGUUUCUUCUCAGCUGGUUUUGAUACCUCUUCAACGACUACGACGUUCGCGUUGUAUGAACUCGCGAUGCAAUCUGAAAUACAGAACAUUCUGCGAAAAGAAAUCUUCGAGGCACUUGAGAAAUCCAAUGGAAAAAUUACAUACGAUAUGGUAUGGUCAUUACCAUAUCUCGAUAUGGUGAUAUCAGAAACAUUGAGAAUGUACCCGCCAUUGGGAUAUUUAAAUCGCAUGCCCAAUCAGACUUACAAAGUGCCUGAGUUCAAUCUCGUAAUUGAAAAAGAUACACCGGUUUACAUUUCGAUGCUUGGCCUACAUUAUGAUCCAAAAUAUUUCCCCAAUCCUAAUAAAUUCGAUCCAGAACGAUUCAAUGAGGAGAACAAUCGUAACAGACCACCAUGUGUCUACUUCCCAUUCGGAGAAGGUCCACAUUCAUGUAUAGGCAAUCGCUUCGGGCUCCUGCAAACGAAGCUAACACUACUCAAGAUCUUGAGCAAAUGCGAGGUGACACUGUGCAAAGAAACUUUGGUUCCAGUAGUAAUUGAUCCAAGAGGAGCCAUGACAGUGCCGUUAAACAGUGUUUUGCACCUUAAUUUUCGAAAAAUUAAUACUAAUGCUAUUUAAAAUAUUUUACAGAAUUUUUUAUUUAAAACCAUAAACGUACAAUAUAUUCCUUUAUACUAAAUACGCGCUUUGAUAAGAAAUUU
Molecule: messenger RNA, 3154 nt
Organism: Trachymyrmex cornetzi
Lineage: Eukaryota; Metazoa; Arthropoda; Insecta; Hymenoptera; Formicidae
Source: RefSeq, a predicted model, not a curated record